AUUACAGUAUUUUGUCGAAGCUUAUACUUUGCUAAUUUGUUGAAGCAGGAACUAAAUGACAGAUUGCUGACUGUAAACAAGGCAGCUCCUAGAGGCACUCGUGUUGAGAGAGCUCCCCGAGAGUUUCAACCUUCUUUGAGGAUCUAUGUUGGCAAUCUGCCAUGGCAAGUGGAUGAUGCUCGCUUGGAACAAGUGUUUAGCGAACAUGGUAAAGUAGUGGAUGCAAGGGUCAUAUAUGACAGAGAGACUGGUCGUUCCCGUGGCUUUGGUUUUGUGACAAUGUCAUCCCAGAAUGAAGUAGAUGAUGCAAUUGCUGCUCUUGAUGGCCAGAAUUUGGAUGGUCGGGCACUAAGGGUGAAUGUUGCUGAAGAGAGGCCACGACGCGGCUCAUUUUGAUAUUGGAGAAGCAACUGAGAGUUUCUGAAUUCUUGGAAGUCACAAUGAGUGUUUUUAUUAAGCAUUUUAGUAUUAUUGUUAUUAUUUUUUUGUAGUUUGUGCUGUAGAGGAAUUUUUGCAUGCUUUUUAUUUAUCAGGACUUUUGGGUCUUCAGUGCUUCAUUCAUGUUGAUGAUGCUGUAAUACACCAUCUCCGUCCCAUGUUGAUCAAUCCUUUUUGACAAAGUUCUUGCUUGGAAGCUAUAAGAUACAAGUUGGAGACUCAAAAAUUU
This is a messenger RNA of Elaeis guineensis (African oil palm), 667 nucleotides long. NCBI's taxonomy places the organism in Eukaryota, Viridiplantae, Streptophyta, Magnoliopsida, Arecales, Arecaceae. The record is from RefSeq and is a predicted model, not a curated record.